Molecule: messenger RNA, 296 nt
Organism: Staurois parvus
Lineage: Eukaryota; Metazoa; Chordata; Amphibia; Anura; Ranidae
Source: the annotation of a GenBank genome assembly
UUGUUUACAUACUGGUCUCUCCCCUGUUAGGUUUACACAGCGAUUGCCAGGUCCUGCAUAGCAGAGCCAUACAAAGAAGUGUGCUUAUAGUAAAGCACACACAGCCAACAUAGUGAAACAGCACACAGUUAACCCUUUGAUUGCCCCAGAUGUUAACCCCUUCCUGCUCAGUGCUAUUAGUACAGUGUCAGUGUUUUUUUAUUAGCACUGAUCACUGUAUUGGUGUCAUUGGGGAUGUCAGUGACAUCAAGUCAGUUCCUCCCAGAUUCAGAAUGCCCGCCGCAAUCCCUCUAUAA